AGGAACCUAAAUAUUGUGAAGUUCAUAUAGAUACUCAUCUUGAAUUACACCUCUGGAGUGACUUGGACUUUUUUUUUUUAAAUAAAUUCACAAAAUGGAAAGGGAAAAACUGUGCUUGCUGUUGCUUCUGACUACAAUACGGGCGAACCCAUGCCUCAUCAGGUUUGAGGAACCGGCUCCUGUUACAGAGUCCAGCUCAGUGACUCUCCGCUGCUCCACCUCGUCCUCGUGCCCCUCCCGUCCUCAAAUUCAACCUCUCGACCAACGAGGAAUCUCAGUGCAACCUCAGGGUGAUGGACACAGCAGGACAGCAACUAGCAACUUCAUAGCCAGCUGGCAGGACAAUGGGAGGCAGUUCUCCUGUCAGACUCGAGGCAACACCGACCCAAACUUGAUCCGCAGUGUCACUCUAACUGUCGAAUAUGGACCCAGGAACGUGGAGGUGAGGGUCACUAAUCCUAACAGAAGGGAAGGUGUUGCUGCGGAGGACACAGUGACCCUGACAUGUUCAGCGAGUGGGAAUCCUGCACCCACCUACCACUGGUUUCGACCAGGUCAGGCAGGGAGCGAAGGACAAGAUCUCAUCAUCCCAUCCAUCACAGUCUCACAGAGUGGACGAUACAGAUGUGAAGCCAGAAAUAAGCACGGACAUGAAGAUUCCAGUCUUGAUUUGGAUGUUCAGUUCUCACCAGAAGUUGAGAUCACAGCAUCUGCCACAUCGAUCCGGCAAGGACAGAAGAUGGAUUUAAGAUGUACAGUGAAGAGAAGCAGCCCAGACGCCACAAGCUUUCAGUGGCAGAAGGAUCAGCGAGAUGUGUCUUCAGCUCAGACUUACACAGUAACAUCCAUCCAGCCUGAGCACGCAGGUUUUUAUACCUGCACUGCCUGGAACUCCAUUGGUGCUGGAACAUCAGACCCACUUCAGAUUCAGGUUGAAUACCGACCCAAGAACACAAGAAUUCAAGUCCCCUCUGGUCUAAACGGGAGAGUCAGCGCUGGAAAAGAGCUCAGAUUAACUUGUGUCACUGAGGCCUCUCCUGCAGCUCAUAGCUUCUCCUGGCUCCAUGGCUCCUCCAGACACACUCCACUCUCCCACUACUGGCAUAUAGACAGCAGAAACACAAUGACCAUUAAAAACGUUCAGAGAUCUGAUGAAGGUUGUUACAUGUGCAGCGCCACCAACAGCAUCGGCACAGAUUAUAGUGCACCACAGUGCUUCCAAGUACAGUAUGCUCCAUCAAACCUCAAACUGUCCAUGUACACUCAGGUCACAGAAGGUCAGACCUUCACUAUCAGAUGCACUGUGGACAGUUUUCCACCCUCAACUCUCACCUUGAUCAGAGAGAUUCAGUCGAGUUCAGUGAAUGUGUUCUCCAACUCCAACAAGAAUGGGGUCCACAACAAUGACCUCGUCUACACCACUAAAGCUGCUGUGCACCACGCAGGGAGCUACAAGUGCAUCGCCUCAAACUCUGAAGGAAGCAGGACAAGUCAGCGGAGAGAAUUGGUGGUCAAAUUCUCCCCAGAAGUUGAGAUCACAGCAUCUGCCACAUCAAUCCAGCGAGGACAGAGGAUGGAUUUAAGAUGUACAGUGAAGAGAAGCAACCCAGACGCCACAAGCUUUCAUUGGAAAAAGGGCCGGCAAUAUGUAUCGAUGAGUCAGACUUACACAGUAAGAUCCAUCCAGCCUGAGCACGCAGGUUCUUAUACCUGCACUGCCAGGAACUCCAUUGGUGCUGGAACAUCAGACCUGCUUCAGAUUCAGGUUGAAUACGGACCCAGGAACACAAGAGUUCAAGUCCCCUCUGGUCUAAACGGGAGAGUCAGCGCUGGAAAAGAGCUCAGAUUAACGUGUGUCACUCAGGCCUCUCCUGCAGCUCAUAGCUUCUCCUGGCUCCAUGGCUCCUCCAGACACACUCCACUCUCCAAGUACCAGUCCAAAUACUGGGGCAGCACCAUGACCAUUGAGACAGUGCAGAGAUCUGAUGAAGGUUGUUACAAGUGCUGCGCCACCAACAGCAUCGGCAGAGAUUAUAGUGCACCACAGUGCUUCCAAGUACAGUAUGCUCCAACCGACAUCAUAUUGUCCAUGUACACUCAGGUCACAGAAGGUCAGACCUUCAUCAUCAACUGCACUGUGGACAGUUUUCCACCCUCAACUCUCACCUUGAUCAGAGAGACUGGGUCGAGUUCAGUGAAUGUCCACAACAAUGUCCUCGUCUACACCACUAAAGCUGCUGUGCACCACGCAGGGAGCUACAAGUGCAUCGCCUCAAACUCUGAAGGAAGCAGGACAAGUGAGCGGGGACAAUUAGUGGUUCAAUACAGCCCCAAGAAUGUGGCAGUUAUCAUUGAUCCUCGUGAGACUGUGAAGGAAAACACGUCAGUGACUUUCCGAUGCAGCGCUCAGUCUCACCCUCCAGUGACCUCGGUGACCUGGACAAAGAUGGCCGACGGACAAGAGGAAGUGUUGAUGCGAGGUCAGAGUUUCACUCUGCGGUCAGUCGCUCCCAGUGACAGUGGAUGGUACCGCUGCAACGUGAGGAAUGAGGUUGGAUCUGGAGAAUCACCGCCCGUCCAUGUUAUGAUCCUGUAUGCUCCAAAAGAAACGAAGGUCCUGAAGGCUGAAGAGCUGCAGUUGCCAGACAAGAGGAGCUCAGUGAUGCUGACAUGCAGCUCCAGCAGCUACCCACCAAUCCACCGAUACUCCUGGUACAGGAAGUCGACGGAUGACAGAGGAGAUGACAAAGUGUCCGAUCAGCAGAACCACAGUGUGACCUCUGACAAGCCUGGGAUCUACUACUGCUCUGCCCUGAAUCAGUUAGGUGAAAGAAGAUCCGAUCCAGUGGAGCUGUUUGUAGAAGGAGCCUCUCACAAAGUCCUGAAGUAUGUCUUCAUUUCUGCUUCACUUCUGCUCAUUCCAUUGGCGGCUGGUCUCAUCUUCAUCAAGUGCAAGAGGAGGCUCAAACACAGAGCUAACCCAAGCGCUGAAAGACCACUGGAGGUGCAAGCUGUGCCCCCAGAGGAAGCAUCUGUGGUCUAUGCCAAUGUGCAUUAUGCCAAAGGCAGCAAGCCAGGACAAGAUGUUGUGUACGCGGUCGUGUCCAAACCACAUCGCUUUAAUAAACCAAGCGGUGAAGAGGGAGAGGAAGAGGUGAACUAUUCCCAUGUGGAGUUCAAACACAACAGAGUGAAGCACAAGAUCGGGAAAUCAAGUCGCUGUGAGGAUGAAAACACUGAAUACUCCACGAUUAAAUUCUGAGAACAAA
Messenger RNA from Synchiropus splendidus (mandarinfish), 3269 nucleotides. RefSeq names its product B-cell receptor CD22-like. The transcript has 15 exons. Bases 95 to 3262 code for a protein of 1055 amino acids. The record is from RefSeq and is a predicted model, not a curated record. Lineage: Eukaryota; Metazoa; Chordata; Actinopteri; Syngnathiformes; Callionymidae.